AUGGGAGUUGUGACCUGGAGCGGCGAAUCGGGGAAACUGAUAAUCCGUCUCGCCGCAGCUGCCAAGAGAGCGGUACGUCAACGAAUCAGAGAGAGAUGGGAGCGGGAGACUAUGUUGUACCUCCGCAAGCGUUUGGUGCAGGCGCCAAACAAGAAACCCCUCCGGUUGUACGAAGGGCUGUCGAAGCCACAGUGUGCUAUCUUAAUCCAGAUGUGUACAAUGCGAAUUGGCCUUCGCUACUUCUUAUUCAAAACCAAGGCAGCCGAGACCGACCGGUGUAAUUGUGACGAGGGCCCGCAAACACCGAAGCAUAUUCUCAUGCAAUGUCCGAACUAUAACAUGCCGCGGACGAAACUGCGAGAGCAGUUGUGGGAUAUUGGGAUCAACGAGAUGGAUUACAACAAGAUCGUGUCGAACCCGUAG
Messenger RNA from Penicillium crustosum, 423 nucleotides. RefSeq lists its product as uncharacterized. The record is from RefSeq and is a predicted model, not a curated record. NCBI's taxonomy places the organism in Eukaryota, Fungi, Ascomycota, Eurotiomycetes, Eurotiales, Aspergillaceae. Bases 1 to 423 code for a protein of 140 amino acids. The transcript has a single exon.